Molecule: messenger RNA, 6283 nt
Organism: Acinonyx jubatus (cheetah)
Lineage: Eukaryota; Metazoa; Chordata; Mammalia; Carnivora; Felidae
Gene: ABTB2
Product: ankyrin repeat and BTB domain containing 2
Exons: 17
Coding region: 3931-6144 (737 amino acids)
Molecular function (GO): protein heterodimerization activity
Source: RefSeq, a predicted model, not a curated record
AGAAGAAACAUUGGUCACCCUCCUCAUUCUCUAAGGCUAUCCUUCCCUCCCUACCCCCAUUUCCCUAAUAACAAUAACAUUUUACUAAGCCAGUAAAUCAUAAUCAUUGUAAAAAAAAGUUUCAGAAAGCAUGGUAAUUCAAACAUAGAGAGAACCACUCUUACCUCGGUGGCUGUGUGCAUUGACUGGGGGAAAGGCUGAUAUUUUAGGGUGAUGACCGUGUGUGUGUAUGCACCCAUGCGUGCUGAAUGUGUUGCCUUUAUACAAAAGUGGCUCUGUGCUGGCCUUGGCUCACAGGAAUUACGGUGCUCGCCCACUGUGGGCCAAGGACGGCAUUCAACAAAGGACCAUGGUCAUGUGGUGGCUUCUUUUUUUUAAGAGGCGGCGGUUCCAAGACUCAUGCUUUCUGGUCACUCAAGCUCUUGGUGUGUUACAUCAAUACUUUGCAGAGAGGCCACCCAGAAUCUCUUAAAAAGUAUUCUAAACACCACGGAGAUGUUUUUCCACGGGAAAAGCUCAGUAGGUCACUGUGAGUUUUCUGCUCCGUGCUGCCCAGUGUUGUGACUAUUGCUGGUUUUUCCAGAGUUCACCUUUAGGUUUAAUUUCCUGAAAUUGAUCUGCUUGGUUACUCUGGCUUUAUUUCACUCUCUUGCAAAGAGGGGAAAUGGCAAUGAACAGACUGCAUUUUAUUAGGUUUUUUACUCUAAAAAAAUUAAGCAGCAAUCCACGAUCUCUACUAGCUUGUUCUUUUAUGGGCUCCCAACAUGUGUCCCCUGGGUCUGUGACAGAACCGAUAGGCACCCUAAUGACACAAGUGUCCAGAAUGCCAGUGAGCCAGCGUCCCUCGUGGAGAUUCUGGGCUCCCCCCUACUACUUUGUUGGGCUGUUGUUUUCUGGUGGCCCCACUCUCCCCCCGUAAAUCCUCACCCUGCUGGGGGCUCCCCUGAGAAUUGGGUGAGUCAGUCCUGAGGUCACAGGUGCUGUUGCCAGCUGGAGGGGAAGAGGGUGGCCCCAAGGCCAGCUCCCCAAGCGGGUCUGCUGCCAGCCAGCCCAGGACUGUCACAGCUUCCAAAGGGAGGUGAGUUCCAGCCCAGAAUUCAUGGUGAGGUUUGCUUUUUGCCAUCUUUUUAAAAGAGAACUGGGGAUGCUGGCAAGGAGCACACUGCACUUCAGCAGCCUUUGAUCUUGCCCUUGGUUCUCUGGCCCCUAGCUCCCCGGGCAGUCGUAAAUGUGUCUUAUGAUUUUACUGUUUAACAGUGAGCUCCUAGUCCCCUGGGCCUGACUUAACUGGAAGACCAUCUUUAGCCAGUCGUGUUCUGAUAACUUAGCCAGAGUAAGGUGUUAACCAGAGCGCAAUUAUGUUUGCUUUUAAUUUCCUGACCCUGAAGAAGAAAGGAAAGUGCACUGCUAAUGGGACUGGGGAGUGGAGAAGGAAAUGUUCUGUCCCUGGCCUUGAACGGGGAGAGCCGCAUGUGAGAGGUGGUUGUACGUGGUGCUCUGGAUUCCAGGGUCGGACAGGCUGGGUCAGAAUCCCACCUCUGUCAUCUUCUAGCUUAGUGACCUUAGCCAAGUGACCCAGCCAACAGUGUGCCUCAUUGGUAAGUGGAGCAAGUGAUAGUAUUAGCUACUAGCUACUAGAAAGAAGACCGCUGCGAGGGUCUUCGUGUGGGUUCGAAUGGUUCAUCCCAUUCCUGGCAUAGAGUACCUACCGCUCACUACGGGGUAGCCCAUCUCCAUUCGUUAUUAAGCCAUGGUUAAACCCCAUUUCCCAAACUCAGACCACGCUCCUGCCUCCCGGGCUCUCAUCUUCUCUCAGUUGAACUUUUGGGCCUCACAGUAUCGUGGUCUCACCUUCAGAUGGGUCCUGGCCAAGAGUUAGAUGAGCUAUCAGUUAUUCUUGAUGAAUCCUUUUUGCAUGGAUGAUUGCCAGUUCACCAGGUUUUUUCUUCUUACUUCCUUCGUCUUCCCCUUGCCUCAACACCCACCCCCAACCUUAGAAUGUCAGGAGAAACACCACUCGGUGAAGUUUCUCUAGAAUGGACUAUCCUUACGCUCCAUUUGGGUCUCUCUGAAAACUAUCCAUGCUUUAACUUUUCAGCACUUUGUUUCAGUAUGACUAAUAUCCAACACUGGGCAUUAAAUGUGCUAUAUAUAAAAUUCCAGAUCAGAGAAUGGAAACACUUUUUAAAGAGUAAAAAAGUGUUGGAUUAUGUGCGCUGUUUGGAAACCAUUCAGCGGGGCAAUAUAAUUUUUAUUUUCAGAAGCUUAUGGAUUGAACCCCACCCAAAGCUUCCAGCUCCUAAGAAAACCAGUAGAAUCCACCCUGCCAAGUUUCCUCACAAGGGCAAUAAAAGAGUAAUCCUCUGCAUCCCGCUUUUCAUUUUAAAGAAACAGGAGACAGGCGGUGGCCUCUGCCGUCUUCACAAAUGAGCUUCCCUGAGCCGGUUGCUAGUGAGCCCAGUGGGCAGUGUCACGGGCGGGGGUGGGAGAGGGUGCUGCACACACAGCCUUGCACAGACACCUGAGCCCACUGCAGUCACGCUGCCCUGAAAACAUUUACAGGUCUAGGGAGGGCACUGGUAAUAGCUUGUUGAGUUGCGGGGACAGUUAUAUUACAGUCUUGAUGGUGUUUUGAUGACCGAUCAGAAAAGCUGACCCAUAAAUCUAUCCAGUUUUCACACACAAAAAAGGACUUCUUCUUUACCCUUAAAGUUGAGUGUGUGUGCUGCGGAGGGAGACUGGAGCUAUGGGGGAAAUUAAACCAUAGGAAAUAAUAAUAACAGGGUCUGUUUGUUCCCACUGUUGACAGUUCAGAAGUUAAAGAGUAGAAUGAAAGCGGGGAAGAAGGUUUGGAAGGCUACACUUCAGUGCUAGAGCACACAGAGAGGCCAGACUGUAGCGUCCCGGGGCUGGAGAAGACUCUAGAAGCCACCGACUCUCCCCGAGAACAGAAUGAAAUCCCCAUUGAUUUGGCCUUUGGACUAAGCCCUGCUUCUGAAAAACCUGAGCACUGAAAGUCUGGUUUGUCAACCCAGUGUGCAAUCCAUCUGCUUCUGGCGUGGCGCUUGCUUGGGGGAGCUGGCAAGCUGCAAACUGAAACCCAGGUUGAUUCCUGGUUGGCAACCCCUGGCAAGAAGGCCGGGUUCCCAGGCCUCUGCUCGGUGGUUUUCCCAUGUAACUCAAGGGCGCCCUCUCUGGACGCUGGUGGAGAAUCAGCUGGGAAGAAAACGUGUUGCUUUUCCAAACCCAGGGCUGGCACAGAGCCAGGUGACCAAACUCACAAAACAAAACAGCUCAGAGAAACAGGGAGCAGAUACGCGUAGGCUUCUCAGCUCUGCUGAUUUCCUGGGAGGUGCUGGGUAUUUCCCCCGUUCGCUGGCAGAACUGUUUUCAUCCUUAAAUUUCAGAGAAAGAAAGUUCUUCUAACCUGUGGAAAGGUACUUAAAUGCCCUUGUUGCAGGGCAGUGGGGAGUCACGGAAGAGGACUGACCAGAGUAAGGGCCGGCAAGGAUGGGACAGGACUGGUGGGGGGAGACAGGAGAGGAGGCUGCUGUAGCAUCUGGUGAGGGGAGACAGUGGCCCGAACUGGGGUCCCGGCAGUGGCGGAUGUUUGAGAUGCUGAAGUGGUAAAAGCAGCAAGGCUUGUGGUUGAUCGUAUGCGUGCAGGAGGAGGAGGGAGACUUGAUAAGGAUGACUCAUGGGCCGUCCUUGUGCAAUUGGGUGGAUGUGGCCCCGUGCUCAGGAGGGGACGGUGGAGGAGGGAGCUGCAGCUUUAGGGGAUGAGAUAAUGAGUUCCGAGAUUCAGGAGUUGGGCAACCACAUUGAGAAAAAUCGAGUGAGGGGAGAUUAUGGUUCUGUGUGUAGACUGAGAAAUGUGGAGGCUUCACCUACAAUCAGAGUACACUCGAGUGGAACACUGUUUCAACAGAAAUGCUGAUUUUUAUAGAAGGCGUCCUCUCUCUCCCUGCGUACUUCAGUCCUUACAAUGGCGGGUCCCUGGGCCACGAUGAGCGAGCUGAUGCGUACGCCCAGCUGGAGCUCCGGACCCUGGAGCAGUCCCUCCUGGCCACCUGCGUGGGAAGCAUCUCCGAGCUGAGUGACCUGGUCUCCCGCGCCAUGCAUCACAUGCAGGGGCGCCACCCGCUCUGUCCUGGCUCCAGCCCCGCCCGCCAGGCCCGUCAGCCACCCCAGCCCGUCACCUGGUCCCCCGACGCCCUCCACACGCUCUACUACUUCCUGCGGUGUCCACAGAUGGAGUCCAUGGAGAACCCCAACCUGGACCCCCCGAGGAUGGCUCUGAACAAUGAGCGGCCCUUCAUGCUGCUGCCGCCACUGAUGGAGUGGAUGCGCGUGGCCAUCACCUACGCGGAGCAUCGCCGCAGCCUCACCGUGGACAGCGGCGACAUCCGGCAGGCCGCCCGGCUGCUGCUGCCCGGCCUGGACUGUGAGCCCCGGCAGCUCAAACCCGAGUGCUGUUUCAGCUCCUUCCGGAGGCUGGAUGCCCGAGCGGCUACCGAAAAAUUCAACCAGGACCUGGGUUUCCGCAUGCUCAACUGCGGAAGGACAGACCUCAUCAACCAGGCGAUCGAGGCCCUGGGCCCGGACGGGGUGAACACUAUGGACGACCAGGGUCUGACGCCGCUGAUGUAUGCCUGCGCUGCUGGGGAUGAAGCGAUGGUCCAGAUGUUGAUUGACGCGGGAGCGAACUUGGACAUCCAGGUUCCAAGCAACUCUCCCAGGCACCCCUCCAUCCACCCUGACAGCCGGCACUGGACAUCGCUGACGUUUGCUGUGCUGCACGGACACAUCUCUGUAGUCCAGUUGCUACUGGAUGCCGGUGCCCACGUGGAGGGCUCAGCAGUGACUGGCGGUGAGGACAGCUACACGGAGACACCGCUGCAGCUAGCCUCUGCAGCUGGGAACUACGAGCUGGUCAGCUUGUUGCUGAGCCGAGGCGCUGAUCCCCUACUCAGCAUGCUGGAAGCCAAUGGCAUGGCCUCCUCCCUCCAUGAGGAUAUGAACUGCUUCAGCCACUCAGCCGCCCAUGGCCACAGGAACGUCCUGAGGAAGCUCCUGACCCAGCCUCAGCAGGCCAAAGCGGACGUGCUGUCCCUGGAGGAGAUCCUGGCCGAAGGUGUGGAGGAGAGUGACGCGUCCAGCCAGGGCAGCGGCAGUGAGGGGCCCGUGCGGCUGAGCCGGACCCGCACGAAGGCCCUGCAGGAGGCCAUGUACUACAGUGCUGAGCACGGCUACGUGGACAUCACCAUGGAGCUGAGGGCGCUGGGCGUCCCCUGGAAGCUGCACGUCUGGAUCGAGUCCCUGAGGACCUCCUUCUCCCAGUCGCGGUACUCGGUGGUGCAGAGCCUCCUGCGGGACUUCAGCUCCAUCAAGGAGGAGGAAUACAACGAGGAGCUGGUGACCGAGGGCUUACAGCUCAUGUUCGACAUCCUCAAGACCAGCAAAAACGACUCCGUCACCCAGCAGCUGGCUGCCAUCUUCACGCACUGCUAUGGCAGCAGCCCGGUCCCCAGCAUUCCAGAGAUCCGGAAGACCCUGCCCGCCAGGCUAGAUCCUCACUUUCUGAACAACAAGGAGAUGUCAGAUGUGACCUUCCUAGUGGAAGGAAAGCUGUUUUAUGCGCAUAAAGUCCUGCUGGUGACGGCUUCUAACAGGUUCAAGACGCUGAUGACCAAUAAAUCAGAACAGGAUGGCAACGGCAGCAAAACCAUUGAGAUCAGCGACAUGAAGUACCACAUUUUUCAGAUGAUGAUGCAGUAUUUGUACUACGGAGGAACAGAAGCCAUGGACAUCCCGGCUUCCGACAUCCUGGAGCUGCUGUCAGCCGCCAGCUUGUUCCAGCUGGAUGCCCUACAGAGGCACUGCGAGAUCCUGUGCUCCCAGACCCUCAGCGUGGAGAGCGCCGUGAACACGUACAAGUACGCCAAGAUCCACAAUGCCCCUGAACUGGCCCUGUUCUGUGAAGGCUUCUUCCUCAAGCACAUGAACGCCCUGCUUGAGCAGGACUCCUUCCGGCAGCUCAUCUACGGCCGCAACAGCAAAGUGCAGGGCCUGGACCCGCUGCAGGACCUGCAGAGUACCCUGGCCGAGCGCGUGCACUCCGUCUACAUCACCUCCAGGGUGUGAGGGGGCUGGGCGCACACAGGUCGGCACACCCAGCCCCCUCUGGGCCAGGGCUCUGUCUCUAGGCAUCCCAGCGGGUGUGAAAGGCUGGGAGCAAGUGCUUCCGGGCCAUCUGAACGAGUAUGUAGCCAGGGUCUGUGGA